This is a messenger RNA of Perca flavescens (yellow perch), 7697 nucleotides long. RefSeq names its product QKI, KH domain containing, RNA binding a (gene qkia). The coding region runs from base 298 to 1467 and encodes 389 amino acids. The record is from RefSeq and is a predicted model, not a curated record. The transcript has 8 exons. Lineage: Eukaryota; Metazoa; Chordata; Actinopteri; Perciformes; Percidae. Gene Ontology annotation, molecular function: mRNA binding. Gene Ontology annotation, cellular component: nucleus. Gene Ontology annotation, biological process: regulation of mRNA splicing, via spliceosome.
UCUCGCGCCUACAGUGGUGGAAUCGAACGUCCCCGAGCGCACACGGCGUAGAGAGGAGAGUACGGCGCACGAGUCUCUGGAAGGAAGAUAACGGUUUCUUUUUUGCCCCCGUUCCACUCAAACAACAAGAACAAACCAAACCUGAUUUUUUAGGGGGGUUAGAGAGUCUUCUCAUCACAAGGAGGAGGGAAGGAUUGGAGUCGCAAGUUUUUUUUUUUUCUUUUUCGUUUUUUUUCUUCCUUUUCCUAAAAGAGGAUUCUGUUUCACUGUGGUUUGUUCUUCGCUCUCGCCGCAAAGAUGAUGGUCGGAGAGGUCGAAGUGAAGGAGCGACCGAGGCCGAGUCCCGACUAUUUGAUGCAACUAUUAAACGAGAAGAAGCUCAUGACCAGUUUGCCAAAUCUCUGCGGUAUCUUCACACACCUGGAGAGGCUUCUUGAUGAAGAGAUCAACAGAGUGCGUAAAGACAUGUACAGCGACACAGUGAAUGGCCUUGUGGACAGACACCCUCUGGAGCUGCCUGAGCCUCUCGGACCCAUCGUCCACCUGCAGGAAAAACUGUUUGUGCCUGUCAAAGAGUACCCUGAUUAUAACUUUGUGGGGAGAAUCCUUGGCCCUCGGGGACUCACAGCCAAACAGUUGGAAGCAGAGACGGGAUGCAAAAUCAUGGUGCGAGGCAAGAGCUCCAUGAGAGACAAGAAGAAGGAGGAGCAGAACAGAGGGAAGCCAAACUGGGAACAUUUAAACGAAGACCUUCAUGUCCUGAUCACAGUGGAAGACACACAGGGCAGAGCUGAGAUCAAGAUGAGGAGAGCGGUGGAGGAGGUCAAGAAGCUCCUCGUACCUGCUGCGGAGGGAGAAGACAAUUUGAAGAAGAUGCAGCUGAUGGAGCUAGCGAUCCUCAAUGGGACAUACAGAGACAACAACAUCAAAGCACCCACCCUUGCAUUCUCUCUUGCAGCGGCAGCAGCAAACGCUCAGGGCCAACGGCUCAUAGCGGCCCCCACAGGUCAGGUGUUGCCUCCCCAGGCACUCCGGCCCCAAACUCCAUCUGGGGCCCCCAUCAUGAACCUCAUCCGGCCCACUCAGAUGGCUGCCAUGCUGCCCAACGGCACCCCCACCCUGGUGCCUCCCACACCGGAUGGCGGGCUUAUCUACACCACCCCUUACGAUUACCCUUACGCCCUGGCACCCACCUCCCUGCUGGAGUACCCCAUCGAGCACAGUGGGGUUCUAGGUAAGAGAAUCUGGGGAAGCAUGGGUCCAGCAGGUACAGCGGCCAGCUUUAGCCAGUAUGGACAGGAGGGCAACUUGUUUUACCAUGGAGCUGGGGUGCUGGAUGCAGCUGCCAUGAGCCACAGUCAGGACUUGUUGAAAGGUGCAAUGGCUACUAAAGUGAGACGGCAUGACACGCGGGUCCAUCCUUACCAAAGGAUUGUGACCGCUGACAGAGCCGCCACCGGCAACUAACACAUGACCUUCUGACCUCUGAACUCUUCACCCAAUGACGAGCCGCCCCAAGCCUGCCUGCUGAUCAGUUAACUGGUAAUUGCCUUUUGCUAGCCUCUCGGACACAAGUGAGAGAGAGAGAGAGGCGCCUGCCCAUACAGUUACUUUAACACGUUCUGACAAAAAAAUAGAAACCAAUGCAGAAUCUCUACAGACACACAACAAAACCCAACAAAGUUGUGUAAUAUUCAUUUUUUUCCCUUCUGUUCAUUGAGUUAAAUUCCCAUUCUUUCUCUUUCUUUUUCUUCAUUAAUCAUAUACUGGGUGGAUGUGUUUGUGGUAUUACUCAUAACUCUGCACUGAAUUAUAUAGCAAUAAAGACCCCCACCCCAACCUCCCCAACCGCCCUCCUUUAAUUGCUCUAAUUUGGUGACCUCACUUGUGUGACUCAAAGUUCAAUAUCUAUUUGACGCAAACCAUUUGGUUUCAGAGUAAUGACAUCAUCCCCCUUCCUCCAAAAAAAAGCCUUUACCUGCCCCACCCUGUUCAAACACCCACCUAUUGGGGGAGAAAAAGAAAUAGAAGGAAAGAGAACAUACUCCCACAUUAACUUGUUUUAAUUUCUGUCAUUUUUCACAUGUAGUGCAGUUGUUGAGCUCUAAAAUGUAACUAUGAGCUGACACAUUCUGGGUGUGCCCCUCCAAACUGCUUUCUGUCCCGUUUUUAAAAAGCAUGGCUGAAAUGAUUGCAGAAAAGCUUUUUAUGAUUUAUGUUUUUUUUUUCUGUCUUUUUUUUUUUUUUUUUUUUUUUUUUUUUUUGCUUUACUUUUGAUUCAUUUUCUCCACUUGAUAUUGGUUUCUCUGUUAUUCAUAUUUGACUAAUUAGCUUUGCUUAAAUUGAAUAUACAAAAUAAGGCAGGUGGUUAUCUCUGGAAAACAAAAUGCAAUCUGAUGUUUGAAACAGGCUGCAGAAACUAAGAAAUGAUGAAGGGCAAGAUGGGAAGGUCUCUAUUUGGGCUGAUGGGUCUUUGUGUGUGUGUUUCUUUUUUAAUUAAUACUACAAUGAAAGUAGGGUGUGCUGAGGCUUCGGGGACAUUGGAGCAGUGCUUAUUAGCUACUGUUCAUUGCUACGCCCCCAUCCACACUACAUCCAUUAUACAGUGCCUGAUGUAUUUAGAAAAAUAUUUCAAUGAGUUAGCUGAGCUGUGAUUGAAAAGACAAAAAAAAGUAUUAAGUGUGCAUAUUUAGCCAAAGGGUUUUCCAAUGAAUUAUAUAUCUGCCAUUAUGCAUCUGUCUCACAGAGGGCUCUCUCUCUCUCGUGAUUUUAGAGUUUGGAAGGGUGUGAAUUUGAGGUGCCUGCCUUUAGCUGGAACAGACAGCCAGUCAGUUAGAUGAGUUUUGACCCAUUAAUGCUCUACUUUUUCUGAGGAGGUGAAUGCAGGCAAUAAACACUAAUAUCAACAAGCUACUCAAAUACAGUACAUUGCUAGGGGAAGGGCACUUUGAAGUGUACAACUUGUACAUGCUUUUGUCAUGAGGCUUCUAUCUUGAGUUGUUUCAUCAGCCACGUUGCCAAACAAGUGUUUAUUUCUUUAUUUUUAAUUUUUUUCAUCUCACCAUUUGGCCAAUUUUUUAAGUGUCUUUUUAUUUUUAACCCGUCAUCAAUUAGGACAUCAGGUAGGCAUACUCUGAGCCUUCCUGCAAAUACAUUUUUUAGUUUUGAUUAUUUUAGUGAUGAAGCAUUUAUUUUGAGCACAUGACGAACCCUCCAAAAGCGCAUCCACAAUGUGUCACACCUCCCUGUGAUCGUAGCCUCACUCUUGAGCCCACACUUCUUUUUUUUUCCAACUCUCUCAAGAAAAAAAUAGGAUGUGAAAGCCAUGCCUGCCUGUUCAAAUUGCUUUAUACAUACGUCUUAUAUAUAAAUAUAUAUAUAUAAAUAUAUAAAAAUGUAGAUAUCUGUCAUUGCAUAUACAAAUACAGAAGAGAACAAAAAAUAGAUAAUUUUACAGGGUGCUGGAGAAGAGAAAAAAAUUGAAAAAUCUAUUUUUGGCAAUUUUAGCUUUUGAUACUUUACUUGCAGUUACAAAAACUAAAAAAAAUAAAAUAAAAAGUUUAAAACCGUAUAGGGGGAAAUCAGAAAAAAAAACUGAGUGGGUGAGGACAAAGUGCUGUUAUCUUGGAUAUGAUUGGAAAGGAAGACGAAGACCAAAACAGUCAUAACCCUUAAAAGUUAGCGAGGAUCAGAGCAAGAGAGUUUUAAAAAGGAUCAAAUCAAAGUGCCUUAUCAACAGUGGUUUCUGUUUUUUGAGUAUUCCAGUUGUGUUCAAUAAUAUCCAGCACCCACCAAGACGGCGCAGAGAGGAAUUGUUAGUGUUACACGCUCUGAAUAGUUGAGCAGGGUAGCUCCCACCGUAUCGUGGUGUUACCGAAGUUAUUCUAUGCAAAAAGAAUAGCAGUCGUUUUGACCAGCUAAAAUAUGUGCCAUGGUUUUGUCUUCCUGAAAUUUUUUUUUUCCUUUCCUUUACUUGAUGGCCCUUUACUCUGCUGUAUGUGCAGGUUUUUUUCUCUUUUUAUUUAGAUUUUAAUGACAUGAAAUGAGAUUUUUGGUGACUGUGAUUAACUUCCUAGAACAAAUCGAACUGCCAAUAGCAAUGCAGUAGUCUGCCAGAACAUGUUUUGAUCAUGAGCUGAGAAAAAUACAUAACGUUCAAGGGAAUGGAUAGGGAAUGGGGGGGAAUCGUCCCUGCUGGCAUUAAGCCCAUUUGUUUCAACAGCUGCAAACUGAAAGCAUCCAGUCCAUGUCUCUCGAUGUCAAUUUGACAACAAACUAUCAAUACAAUAACAAGAUUUAUAAUGGAUGAAUGAAAUGCUGGAUAAUGAAACAAGCAAUGCUGUUUCACAUCCAAAUAGUUUUCAGUUACUGAAACAACUGACAGUUUAUUGCUGGAAGGUGAAUUAAACUCAUAAUAUAGAAAUUGAGGAAUUCGUAGAUCCCAAUAUUACCCUUGGCAGUUUGUUUUUCUAUUCAUAGCUCUUUCAUCAUGCUGUUACACCGAAAGGUCAAUAAAUUUUUCUUUUUCAGUGUUAUUUUAAAUUGAAAUGCAAUAUUAAAGUGGAGCAAGUGAUGGCUAUUCAGCAUAUGACAGUAUUAAGAAAUUUCCCUCUGCAAUGUUACAACUUGCUGUGUCAUUGUGAAAGGCUGGAUAAGUCCAUCAGGUGAAAGGUUAACUCUAUACCUACCGUAUUCUCUCUGGCCUGCCUACUACAUGUAUAAUAAUGUAAUUAACAGCCAUUGUUACAGGUUUAUAAUGUAUUUUUCUAAUCUCAUUUUAUAUGUAUAUUAAUCAUGUUUCUGAGUGCUUUUUUUUAUGAGACCCACUGCAACUUUUUUCCCCCCUAAACAGCCCCUCUCUUCCUCCCCCCAUCCCUUCUCUUUUACAUCUUGAAAACUGUCUCUUGUGGGGAGUGUUGCCUUUUCCCUGUUAUAUUUGGUUUUGUUUUCUUGCCAAUUCCCAGCUUGUUUAACUCAUUAGCUACUUUGUUAGUUUUCUUGUCAUAAGUAUUUUUACAUGCUUGCAUUUAGUUUUCAUGGUGUAUGCUGUUAUUUUUCUUAUUAACCUCUUGGCAUUUAUUUUAAUAAAACAUUCUUAGUAAGAAUUUUACUAACUUGCUGAUAUUUUGUCUUGUGUUUUUAACCAGUUUCAUGAAUGUAUUACCUUGGUCUGGUUCACGGACUAACACAAUUAAAACUGGUGUCUGGCCACCACUUACACUGAACACACACACACACACACACACACUCUAGUCAACUGUGCACAAAUGCUCUACAUACACUUACUCAACAUGCACACUCAACCUAACUGGAAACUGCACGAGUUGAUAAGCGUCCCUCACUCCCGCUCACGCACUCUCACCUCUGUGCUGGAGAAAUCUGCUGACACUCUUCAUACUUGCCCUCCCCGCUCAGUUCCAACACCGCUGCUGUGUCUCGUUGUCUCUUAUUUGAGACAACUCUCUUGUUAAUCGUCCUGUCCUUCUGUGUCACUGACCCCGUGAGAUGGCAGGAUAUGUCGCAGUGUCGGGGGGGGGGGAUCAGCUGAACAAAGCUCACUCUGAUUAAAAGGGUGAUAUGUCUGUACACAUUUUGCACCGGUGUCCUCUUUCUCGAACCAUUAGUUAUAAUCUGUGCAAAAUACUGCAUAUUAGUCAUCUCAACAGGAUACAUUUUUACUGUGAAUUAUGUAGAGAGGAGGACAUCUCAUGAGCACACAAACAGUAGAUGGGAGUUAUUUACAACAGACACAUAGAUGACUUUUAUGUGAUAGUCUAAAGCUCUCCCCAAUCUUUUUCCUCCAUUGCCUCCCUGGCUUGUUAUGCCUGGAUAGCAGCGUUAUAGUUAUCACCAGCUGUUCUCUGUUUGGUGAACACUUCUCCCCAUUCAGCUUAUUGAUAUAAUGGCUAAUACUGGGCCAUUUGGGAGCAUCCAUAAUGCUUAGACACACACCAGUACACCAUGCCAAUAUGAAGUACUUUGGGAUCAAAACAAACCUUACUGUUCCUUCCAGUGUAAAACGCUGAUAUGGCUUUUCAGCUAGCUGGUAUUUAUUGUUCUCGUCUGAAACGCUGCCAGUAUGUGUUGUUCAUUUUACUACUGUGUCAGUGCACUCGUCCCUGGGUUCAUUCAGUUCUCUUCUCUCUAUUCAGCUUUUUUCCUCCUCCACUAAUUCAAGGUAUUGACACUGACACACAAGCAAAAGAUUAACUUCAUUAAUCCUGAUUAUUACUUUAACCCACUGAGUGAUGCCUCCAGAUUUUAAUUCUUUUUUGUUUCUUUUUUAAAUCUGCACAACAAAAAACAACUUGGCCUUAACUGUUGCGAUUCUAUUCAUGUCUAAGCAAGCAAAGAACAAGGAUUAACAGUGUUGAACAUCAAACUUAACAUUUCUCUCCUCUCUGAAAUUAACAUUUUUGUGUCUGAUUUGAAAACGGGUGUUUUUGCCUAUAACACCUGCUUAAACAGCAAGUAGAGACAACGAUUGAAUUACUGGCCAGCCUUACAUGUUUUCCCCCUUUUAUACAUGUAGUGUUGUCAGCCAUGCAUUUUUUAUUUAUAAUAUAAGCUUGGCCUUCAAUGUUUUUGAUUGGCUUCUCUGUGCCAUAUUCAAUUAAAGCUAAAAUCCGUCCAUUGGCAGUCGAUAUAUUUAUGCUGUCACAAGCCUCGCCUUUUAUACGUCAGAGGUUUUCGGACUCCCCUCAACCACCAAACUGAUGAAAAAUAUAAGUGGGGAGUUUUUUUUCAAGAGCACAAUGCAUUACAAACACUGCCUAAUAUUUUUACGUCUGUGAGUAAAAAAUAAAGUGCCUUUUUUCCUGCGAUUGGGAAAUUAUAUAUUUUUGUACUUUAUCAUUCAAGUGCCAAUUUUCUGUCUUCGUUUGUCUCACCAAAAGCUUUUUUGUUGAGCACAAAAAGAAACUAAAUGCCCAUGCUUUUUAUUUAUUUUUUUCAGCAAAAUGCACAUACUCUUUAAAAUAUAAACUGGGAAACAAGCAGACAUUUCCCACCAUUAAACUUCUGCUUAAUGGAUCCUGUUUUGAAUUUGAUCAGCUGAGAACUUCUUUUUCUGAUUGGACGACAGUAUGCAGUAAACGCCUGUUUGCAUACUGCUGCCAUCUCUGGCCUAGUUCUCAGUGCCUUUUCAAAUCUGUCGCAGGGCAUUCAGUGCAUUUAUCUACUAACUACCUUUUCACCUGUCAAUCUUUUAUUUUUCUUAUGUUCUGUUUAACAAACAUUCCUCCAAUGAGUUAAACGGCAGGUAAACCAAUCAGUAUUGGUCUCAGCGAUGAAGCACUCAGGUGGUUAAAGGGCAAAUGCUACCAAAAUACAGAAUGAGAAUUAUUUUUUAGCCCCACUGGAGUUUUGUGUUUUUAUUUUUUGACUGUGAUAAGUAUGCAUAAAAAGUAUAAUAUUUUUUUCCUAAAAUUAUACUAGUGGUAUAUACUGUAAGUUCCUCAUCCAUAUAGUGGUGCACUAAAAUCUGUGAGAUUUUCUCUUUUUUUUGUGGAGUUGUAAGUUUUUAUGUGAAGUAGCCUUUAUUUUGUUUUGUGUUACCUUGUUUUUAUAGAGGGUUAGACUGAGAAUUCUGAAUAGGGUGUAAAACAUGUAAUGCCAGUUUUUGUUGCUCACACCAAAAAAAAAAAAAAGGAAAACAAAUGUCAUGUGUGCAAUAAAGAACCAUAUUUACAAGCUUC